Xylona heveae TC161 is the source of this 1354-nucleotide messenger RNA. RefSeq names its product putative thioredoxin reductase. Lineage: Eukaryota; Fungi; Ascomycota; Xylonomycetes; Xylonales; Xylonaceae. The record is from RefSeq and is a predicted model, not a curated record. The coding region runs from base 1 to 1107 and encodes 368 amino acids. Gene Ontology annotation, molecular function: oxidoreductase activity. The transcript is spliced from 3 exons.
AUGCAUGUACCGUGGGCACCAUUACUCCUGGCAGUUUCAUCCAUUGUUGCGACUAGUCUUGCCUCGCCAGUGGACGUUAUCACUGCUGCCUCUCGCCAAAAGGUCAUACCUCCCACGGACUAUGAGGUUAUCAUCAUUGGAGGCGGCCCGGCUGGGCUCAGUGCCUUGAGCGCACUAGCUCGUGUACGCCGUAAGGCAGUCGUGUUUGACUCCGGUGAGUAUAGAAACAAGGAUACGAGGCAUCAGCAUGAUGUCUAUGGCUGGGAUGGUGCCAUUCCAUCAGUUGUGCGCUCGAUCGCCCGCCGGCAAAUUCUCAGUUACCCUUCGGCUUCCAUUGUGGAAACGAAAAUUAUGGACAUUGAAUACAUUGAGGAAGGACCAAUAUUUACUGCAACAGAUUACAAGGGCAAACGAUAUACAGCGCGGAAAAUUGUUCUGGCGAGCGGUAUGAGAGACAUUCUUCCCCCCACACCGGGUAUUCGAGCUGCGUGGGGUAAAGGCAUUUAUUGGUGCACGUGGUGCGAUGGUUAUGAAAACCGUGACAGAUCCCUUGGUCUCCUCGGGAACUUCUCCACGGAAGUGAUCAAAACAAGCAUCUACGUGCAAUCCUUGAACAAGGACGUCAUCAUCUAUGCUGACGGGACCUGGUCUUAUAACGCGGCUGCAAAAGUCACCGAAGAGUUCCCUGAUUGGCAAGCACAACUUGCGUCCUACAAUGUAUCGAUUGACAACCGACCCAUAGCAUCAAUCGAUCGGGUCCAGGGAAGCGUGACUGAAGAGGGCGAGGAUGAAUUUGAGGUGAAAUUCAAGAGCGGCGGCAGCACUGUUCGUCAAGCCUUCUUGGCUGGUUUCCCUGCAGAGCAGGCCAGUGAUCUCGCUCAAAGGUUGGGGCUUGAAAUUUCGGAUCAAAAAAUCGUCGUAAAUAAGGAUAUGGAGACAAGCAUGCCCGGUGUUUAUGCGAUUGGUGAUGCCAAUAGCGAUGGCUCUUCAAACGUCGCUCAUGCCAUGUCAAGUGCCAGAAGGGCAGGCGUUACAAUCGUGCAUGCUCUCGCAGCUGAGGAUGCUCAAGCUCUUUCUGGAACACAGAAUGCUCCGGGCCACAAGUAGCUGGCGUCACCUAGUACGAUGGUUUACCUCUCAAAGACAUGCUCUUAUAAAGUUGCACAAUAAUAAGAGAACUGACAAGCUGCUUCCAAUUCGUAGAAGCACUUAAGGGACCACUAUCUUACACACUCAGAGGUCUAACAUUAUAUCCGCCCAUAUAUUGCUCCGAUUGUCUUCGAAUUUGAAACUAUUAAUUUCUGUAAAUUAAAAUAAAACUAAAUUUCAUUAUUUUAAAAUGGCAUCAAUAUGG